AUGGCUCAAUUCUACCAAAUAGUUGGGCAAGGACAAUCAUUAACUCUUGAAGAUUUGCAAAGAUAUUGUCCCAAUCUAAUAUGUUCCGAUGGAAUAAUAGUCAAUCAAGAUGAUCAGCAAUAUCCACAACAACAGGUGGUAGUCCAACAAGCUGAGCAACCUAGUGAUAUAAUUGUAAGUGAUGCUGUUCAACCUCAGCUAGUAGUUGGUGAUGGAUUGCAAUAUCAACAGCAAUACAUCAUUCGUCAUGAACCACCUCCUCAACAACAACGAGCAGAUUUUCAACAACAACAACAGCAGCAGCAGCAACAUCAACAACAAGCCUUACAUAGACAUCAGGUGUACUACACAUCUGAUUUGCCUAUGGAUGCACAAGUUGCGCUGCAACAAGCUCACCAAAUUAUUGAUGCAUCACAACGUCCACAACAUUUGGUGAGUCCUGCCCAUGUACUAUCUCAACCAACUGUGAUACACCCCGCGCAACCACCACCACCUCAACCACCACCUCCGGCUCAACAUGGACCUCCACAAACUCCCCCGCAACAGCAGCAGCAGCAGCUAUCUCGUGCGUCUCCUCAACUUAUGCAGCACUUGCAACACCAACAGCAGAUCCAUUUGCAACAAUUGCAACAACAACAACUACAACAUCAGUUACAACAACAACAACAUCAGCACUUACAAUCCCAGCAAAUACAACCUCAACAGAUACAACAUCAAAUUGUGAUGCACACUGCCUAUGUCAAUCAAGCGGGAACACCAACACGACAAGCGCCGCCGAAGUUGCUCAACCAGGCGCUGAAUAACCAAGGCGGGGUGACGCUGGUGCGGCCGCCGCGCGCCGCGCGCCCGCGCCGCCCCGCGCUGCGCUCGCCGAUGCCCGCCCCGCCUCUGCAAGUGCCUCCUCGCCUUUUGAACCCUCAAAUUCAACAAAGCCCACAAACGCCAACCGGCGGUCGCGGCGCGGCGCCGAGGGCGCGGGCCGCGUCGCCGCGCGUGCUCAACCCGCACGCGGCGCACGCGCAGGCGCGGCCGCCGCGCCCGCGCACGCCGCUGCUACAGCAGCAGCAGCAACAACAACAACAGCAGCAGCAACAACAACAACAGCAGCAUCAACAACAUCAACUAACACAGCAUGUCAUCAAUCAUCCACAACAAAUACAGCAACUCAAUCAAUUAAAACUAACAACUCAACAGCAACAAAUUUUAAUAAAUCAACAAAAUCAAUCGCACGGGCAACAACCAGCGCGGAUAAUAACACCACAAGGCACCAUAGUGGCGCAAACACUGCAGACUACAAUGACGCAGCAUCACACCGUGCAGACGAACCAGAACGGACCACUACCUCAACAGACCCUCAACUCGACACCUCAACGCGCAUCUCCCCAACAAGUACAGCAAGUACAACAACAAGUGAAAAAAGUUACUGUUCAACCUAACAAUGCAAGUGAAAUGGAUCUAGAAGAAAGUAUAAAAGCGGUAAUAGUCCAAAAAAAUCCAGUCACAGAAAAUCAGAAUCCACCCCAACAGUUCCAAACACCCCCACCCUUAAGGCAAAACCACAGUCUCACCCCCGGACCGAGUAUAAAUCAGCAACAUCAAAUCAACUUCAACCCUCAACAUGGCUUCCAGCAACAAAUAGCGUUCGACCACUCGCAUUUACAGCAACCGUCACAAUUACUAAUGGAACCGGAAAAUCCAGAGGAAGAAAGACAGUUUAUUCCCUUGUCGAAUGGUCAAAGAAUGUCAGUAGCGGAAUACAGACGGAUACAAUCGUCACGUGUAAUGUCGCAACAACAGCAACAGCAAACAAGGGAAAGUGGACGUCAAACGUUAGUGAGAAGUAAAGAACAACAAAGACCUGUACAAAGAGUUCCUCCAAUGCAAACACAACCACAAUCUAAUCAUCUACCAGAAAAUAAUGAGGCUAUCAGCGGGCCGUCAGAACAAACAUCUGAGCCGCAAUCUGCUAAAAUGUUAAUUUUUUUACAAAAUGGAGAACAAAGACUCAUUACGUUUACAUUACCUAAGGAAAGCUGUACGCUACAAGAAGUCUUAGAGCAGGUCAAUGUUCCUUUUACGGAAGAAACUAAUAUACAGUGUAUGCAAAAUACUAGUAGUGAAAUAGAUUACUUUGUAUCUGUAGGCUCCACUACGAGGAUUGAGGAGAUGUUAGAAAACCAUCCAAUGCUAGUUGGUGAUAUUAGUAGUAGAAGUUCCCCAAGUGUAUUAUCACAACCGCCAAAUAGUGAAAUAUCAACUCCAGAAAAAGGGCCGUGCCCUGAAAAUGUAAACAACAGCCCGCCGUCGCCCGAGCAGCGCUCGCCGCCGCCGCGCUACGUGGAGGGCAUGCUGGCCGUGUGCAAGCUGUGCGGCUACACCGGCUACGACUUCAGCCGAUGUGAACGAUGUAAAAGAGUAUUUACUGAAGAACCAAAAAGUGUCCUUGCAAGUAAAAAGGUAGAACAAAAGAAAAAAGAACCUGAAAAAUUAAUAUUAGAAAAGCAAAUCCCACCAGAUGGUAUUAAACUGAAUUUAUUGAAGACAACAGUUAAAAAUUUAAAUAAUAAAAAUGUCGUUCAAGACAAAAAACCAACGAGAGUACGGAAGCCUAGAGGGAAGCAGCCUGAUCCUGAACCAGUCAUAUUAACUUUAAGUUCCGACGAGGAAGACUCAAAUAGUUCAAUAUUUAAUCACCAUCAAGAACAACUGGUUAACACAAAGGAACCUUCCCUAAGUGAAAUUGAAGGCGGCAGUUCAGACGGCGGUGGAAUUGAUAACAUGGAUGAAGCCAGUAGAGAUGAAAUUUCUCCAGCACUGCAAGGUAUUGAAGCAUUUCUUAAUUGUAGGACUAUCAGAAUAGGUUCAUACAGGUAUACACCAAAAGAAAAGGUACACAUAUCAGUAAAAGGAAUAAAAAUUGUUGCCCCAUCAUUGAAAAAUGAGUCAAAAGAUGUGGCUAUUCAAAUCCAAUUUAAAGAAAUAGUUAAAAUAUUAGUACAUUUUGGUAAAGGCCUCCCUGUUAUUUUUUUGUAUACUAUGAACAAAUGUGGUAUUUUUAUAAGAAAAGCUUUAGAUAUGGUGGAGGAAUCAGGUCUAUAUUAUAAUCCUACGUCUGAUGAAGAUCCUUAUAAAAGAAUAACCCUGUUACCUGAAGUAAUAACAGAUGAAACAAAAGCUGCCUUAAAAACAUUAUUUCAUAAGGCAAUAGAUGAGUUAAAUGUGAAAGAAGCAAAUGAAAUUCUUGUCAGGACAUGUCCUAAAGAAAGUAAUAAUGUUUCAAAAUUAACUACCAAAUCAAUGAGUGCUUCCAUUUCUUCUGGACCAAAAAGUUCUAAUCCUGCUGAAAUUCGUCAAAUUUUAAUAUAUCCACCUGGCAAAGGUGGAAUUCCUAUAAAUACAGAAGAUUACAUGUGCCUAGCUCAAGAUCAAUUUUUAAAUGAUGUCAUUAUUGACUUUUAUUUAAAAUAUUUAGUUCAUGAUAUUUUAACUCAUAUUCAGAGAGAAAAGACUCACAUUUUUAGCACUUUCUUUUAUAAAAGGCUGACUACGAAACCAAGUAAAGUGAACAGAAAUUCAAAUCCUCAUGAAUGGGACAGUAGUUUAACACCAGCUCAGAAACGACAUGCGAGAGUUAAAACUUGGACAAAGAAUGUGAACAUUUUUGAGAAAGACUUUAUUGUAGUUCCUAUUAAUGAAAAUUGUCAUUGGUUUGUGGCCAUCAUUUGUUAUGCUAGCUUAGAUGGAUGCAGAAGUAUGAUAGAUAAUAGAACUGUUACUCCUCAAGAGAAUAAAAAGAAAGAAAGAAGAUCUUCAAUGCAAAUAGGUAGUACAACAAUAACACCUCUAACGAAACAAGAACAGCUUACAUUAAAUUGUGAUUCGGACAAUCUUAGUGAAAGGGAUGAAGCUGAAGCAGAGGACAGUGACUUAGAUAUGCAAUGUGACUCAGAUGAGGAAGAAACAGAAAAACAACCAGAGAAAAAACCAGAAAUACCUUUAAUUAAAAAAAAUGAUCCAAUAAAACAGCCAUGUAUACUAAUAUUUGACUCGCUAGCGGGUGCGUCUAGGUCAAGAGUUGUAGCGACGUUACGUGACUAUCUCACAUGUGAAUACCAGGCAAAGAUCUCAAAAAGCAAAAUUUUUAAUAAAGAUAAUAUGAAAGGGAGUUGCCCCAAAAUACCACAACAAAAUAAUUUCACUGACUGUGGAUUGUAUUUAUUACAAUAUGUUGAACAAUUUUUUAAGGAUCCUGUUUCUGAUUACACACUGCCAAUUAAACAACUAGCAAACUGGUUUGAUGAAAUAGUUGUAACACGGAAACGUGAAGAAAUUUCUAAGUUACUAAAAACAUUAAUGCACAAAUAUAAUCCAGACUCGCAUUUACAUUUACCUGAUAUUAAGUUUCCUACAUUAAAUGGUGUUUUGGUUGAAACUGAAGAACAACAAGAAGAUGGUGCAGAUGCUGACAACAAAGGUUCAACAAGUUUGAAAAUACAAAAAUGUGAUUUGAAAGAUGCAGACGGGCCCAUUAUUUAUGUAAAACAAACAUCGACUGGUGAAAUGUUAGUUAAACGAAAUUUUGUUGACACUUCUGACACAAUUCAUGCGAGAAAGAGAAUGAUAAGACUCACUAGUGACAGUGAAAAUAGAUCUGUGAUGCAAAUCAAACCGAAAGUG
This is a messenger RNA of Brenthis ino (lesser marbled fritillary), 4677 nucleotides long. NCBI's taxonomy places the organism in Eukaryota, Metazoa, Arthropoda, Insecta, Lepidoptera, Nymphalidae. The record is from the annotation of a GenBank genome assembly.